UCAAAACACAUCGACUGCGUCGCCUCUCCGCAUCCCAUUUAGAACACCAAUUGAUUUUAUCCUCUCUGUAGCUUUACUUUCAUUCCAUGGCUUCUUCUUCAAUUUAUCAGAUCUUCCUUCUAUUCUCUUGCUUUUUCUUCCUUUCAAACAUACUUGAGGUUCAGAGUUUUGAUGAUGAAUUGCUUCCAAGUUCUAUAGUCUUCCCCAUCAUCAAAGAUGUAUCAACUUUACAGUACAUUACCACGAUUCAUCACGGUUCUCCACUGGCCCCCAUCAAGCUUGUUGUUGAUCUUGGUGGUCCUUUGAUCUGGGUCGAUUGUGCUUCUGGGUUAGUCUCUUUAUCUCGUCGUGUCAUCCCCAAUCAGUCGAUCCAGUGUUCACGAACAGGAACCGGAGCCGCCCGUGAUGUUGGAGGUAAGGCGUGUGAUGUUUUUCCAGAAAACGGUAACAUCGGAUUGGCUUCAAGAGGGGAGUUGGUGGAGGAUACCAUAGCUCUUCGAUCCGCGGAUGGGUCAAAAUUAGACCCGUUAAUCACCACCGUUGACCAGUUUCUCUUCUCUUGCGCGCCGGCUUCCCUUCUUCAAGGCUUGGCAAGUGGCGUCAAAGGCAUGUUGGGCCUCGGACGAGGUCCGAUUUCACUACCGUCACAGCUCGCCACGGCGGUCGGCCACCACAGAAGGUUCUUUAUGUGCUUAUCAUCAUCAAAUGGUCUUAUAUUUUCUCACAGCAACAGGCCUAAAGACUCAAUCUUUGGCACUGAAACAACCAAGUCUCUUAUGUACACUCCCCUUGGGGGUUCGUCACAAGACUACUUCAUCAAUGUCAAAUCCAUCAAAAUUGGUUCCAACCAAUUGUUGCUUGGUGACAAAGGAAUGACAAAAUUGAGCACAAAUGUUCCUUAUACCACCAUGGAGAGCUCAAUUUACGCCACAUUUACCGAAGCUUACAAGUCAGCAGCUGGUUCUAGGAACAUGACUGCGGUGGAACCCGUGGUACCAUUUGGGCUCUGCUUUAGCUCAAAGGGCAUUGAUGAGUCGUUAGUGCCGGUGAUUGAUUUAGUGUUACAAAGUGAGAUGGUGAAAUGGAGGAUACACGGGGCGAAUUCUAUGGUUCGGGUGAACCAGGAGGUUAUGUGUUUGGGUUUCUUGGACGGUGGGUCGGAGUUGACGAGCUCAAUUGUGUUAGGUGGAGCUCAAUUGGAGGAAAAUCUUUUGGAAUUUGAUUUGGGUACGUCCAUGCUAGGAUUUAGGUCUUUGAGACCCACAAGUUGUUCUAUUUUUGCCGCGGAUUUUAUGCUUCAAGAAUCGUUGUAAAGUUUUGAAAUUACACUUAACUCUUUCUUACUUGUAUGAAGAAAAGAAUUUUCUGUUUAUAAUCCAUUGAAUUAGCUGAUUAUUUCGGGUCCAUUUUGUUGAUGUGAGAUGUCAGGUUUGUGGAUAUGUUUUUGAUUGACUUUAAAGUCAUUCAUUAUUA
This is a messenger RNA of Pistacia vera, 1473 nucleotides long. RefSeq names its product probable aspartic proteinase GIP2. The transcript has a single exon. The record is from RefSeq and is a predicted model, not a curated record. NCBI's taxonomy places the organism in Eukaryota, Viridiplantae, Streptophyta, Magnoliopsida, Sapindales, Anacardiaceae. Gene Ontology annotation, biological process: proteolysis. Gene Ontology annotation, molecular function: aspartic-type endopeptidase activity. Bases 87 to 1313 code for a protein of 408 amino acids.